AUGCCCAUGGCCACGUCCUGGAAUAAUGGUGGUAGCAAGCUUGCCCAGCACUCGCUGCAGCUGCACACCCUUCUCAGUGCUUCAGAAACGAUCCUCACCAUUGUCCUGAAGGAGGCCUGGGUACAACGCCUGACCAAAUGCCUCAUGUUACCCCCUGGAAAACUUCCGUCCUUCUGUCCCCACGAAGGCGGAGGGGAGUGUGAGAGCAUUGGGCAGCCUGCCCUCUUGGCAGCGCAGGUCAUCCAGGACAUUCGCCACCUGGGGGCUUCCCUGGGGCAUUUCCAGGUCUGUGGGGCCCUCAACGUCACCGUGUCCCCAGGGCCUGUGGUGGACUACCUGGAGGGGGACAAUGCCACUCUGUACUGCCACGUGUCCCAGAAGCGGCGGAGAGACAGCCUGCUGGCGGUGCGCUGGCUCUUUGCCCUGCCUGGCUCCCAGGAAACCUUGAUGAUUAAGAUGACCAAGCUCAGGGUGGUACAGUACUACGGUAACUACAGCCGCAGCGCCAGCCGGCGGAGGCUGCAGCUCCACGAGGAGCAGCGCGGGACGCUGUACAGGCUGUCCGUGUCAGCCCUCCGGCCCACUGAUCAGGGCCGCUACAUCUGCAAAGUCCAGGAAAUCAGCAGGCACAGGAAUAAAUGGACGGCAUGGUCCAAUGGCUCCUCAGCUACGGAAAUGAGAGUGAUUUCCCUCAAAGCUUCUGAAGAUUCACCCUUCGAGAAAAAGAAAGGGACCUGGGCAUUUUUUGAAGAUCUCUAUGUGUACGCCGUCCUCGUGUGCUGUGUCGGGAUCCUCAGCGUCCUCCUGUUCACUCUGGUUAUCAUCUGGCAGUCAGUGUUCACCAAGAGGAAGUCCCGAGUGAGACAUUAUUUGGUGAAAUGCCCACAGAACAGCUCCGGGGAGACUGUCACCAGUGUGACCAGCUUGGCCCCACUGCAGCCCAAAAAGGGCAAGAGACGGAAGGAGAAGGCUGAUGUUCCUCCUGCAGUCCCGGCGAAAGCUCCAAUAGUCACCACCUUCCAUAAACCAAAGCUGCUGAAACCCCAGAGGAAAGUGAUGCUGCCAAAGAUUACUGAGGAAAGCUUGACUUACGCGGAGCUGGAGCUAAUUAAACCCCACCAGACAGCCCAAGGUGUUCCCACCAGCACGGUCUAUGCCCAGAUCCUCUUUCAGGAGAACAAGUUGUAA
Molecule: messenger RNA, 1188 nt
Organism: Trichechus manatus latirostris (Florida manatee)
Lineage: Eukaryota; Metazoa; Chordata; Mammalia; Sirenia; Trichechidae
Gene: VSTM4
Product: V-set and transmembrane domain containing 4
Exons: 9
Coding region: 1-1188 (395 amino acids)
Cellular component (GO): membrane
Source: RefSeq, a predicted model, not a curated record